This is a messenger RNA of Lodderomyces margitis, 2247 nucleotides long. It is a transcript of the gene KNS1, whose product is annotated as serine/threonine protein kinase. Gene Ontology annotation, cellular component: nucleus. The transcript has a single exon. Gene Ontology annotation, molecular function: protein kinase activity; ATP binding. Lineage: Eukaryota; Fungi; Ascomycota; Pichiomycetes; Serinales; Debaryomycetaceae. Bases 1 to 2247 code for a protein of 748 amino acids. Gene Ontology annotation, biological process: protein phosphorylation. The record is from RefSeq and is a predicted model, not a curated record.
AUGUCAUUAUUGACCAAUAGGAAACGACCAAGGGGCUACAGUGAAAACUUUGCCAACCUGCAAUCAGCAGCACUUAAUUCGUCAUAUCAGCUGCAGUUACAACAGCAACAACAACAACAACAACAGCAGCAGCAGCAACAUCAACAACAGCAGUAUUUGCAACUGCAAGGUCCGCGAUUUGACUCAGCGCAAUUUGAUCAGUCGAGUCUGCAUGUCUCAAUGCACCCUUUUGAGGGUGCAUCAGCGGGUUCAAUCGUUCAGAAUUCAAACUUUGGGUAUAACAAUUCUGUGGUUGGAUUCAGCCCUCAGUUGCAGGCAAAGAAGUCUAAAUUCAGCAAUCCGUUUUUGCUGGUGGAAGAGAAUGAUGCAAUCAUAGAUGACCAAGAAGGUGAUACUUUUGUCUUGGAUGAUGUAGAUGAAGGCGGUGCCCGGGGCGAUACUGCGAUAACUGGCGAAGAUGGUGACGAAUAUGAUGAAGAUAUCAUUAUAAUUGAAGAAAAGGAUAUUGUGCCUCGUGGUAAACGAAAUAAUAGUGAUUCUAUUUUGAUUAAUCCAGAUGCACAAGAAGCAUACAAUCUUUUCAAUGUUAAUCAAUUUGAGAUUGAUAAAACUACGAGAGAUAAGAAGCAGCGGACAAGCUCACUACCUCAAUUACCUCAAGUCAAGUGUUUCUACAACAAACUACCCAACAAUUAUAUACUACAGACACCCAAGUUGGGCAAUAUCAAGACCAAUGUCAUUCCACAUCAGAAUAACCUACCGCCUUGUGAUGAUGAAAAUGGCCAUUAUAUCAUUAAGAUCAAUGAUAACUUUGCAAAUCGUUUUGUGAUUGUUAAAUUGUUGGGUCAGGGAACAUUUGGAAAAGUUGUGCAAUGCUUUGAUAAGGUCAAUAGGGAGCAGGUUGCGAUAAAAAUUAUUCGCAAUAUUCAGAAGUAUAGAGAUGCCGCCAAGAUUGAAUUGAGAAUACUAUCAACGUUGAAGAAGUUUGAUAAUGCAAACAAGAACCAUUGUAUCCAUUUACGUGAGUGCUUUGACUAUCGUGGUCACAUUUGCAUAGUUACGGACUUGUUGAAAAUUUCGUUGUAUGAUUUCUUGGAAAAUAACAAAUUCAUUUCGUUCCCUGGAAGCCACAUCCAAGCCAUAUCGAAACAGUUGAUACGAUCGGUUACAUUUCUUCAUGAUUUGAAUUUGAUACACACCGAUCUCAAACCCGAAAAUAUAUUGUUACACGAUGACUCCUUCACAAAGAAACAGUUGUAUAGCUCCACCAUCAAAAGCGCAUACUUAAAUCUUGCAACUACAGCAGCAUCCCCAAAGAGCAGUACAAAGAGGGCUCCGAAGACUUCGAAAGUGCUAAAGAAUCCAUUGAUUCAAGUAAUUGACUUUGGCAGUGCCAUUUUCAAUGAUGAAUACCACUCGCUGAUUGUUUCAACGCGACACUAUCGUGCGCCUGAGAUUGUUUUAGGAACAGGCUGGUCGUUCCAAUGUGAUAUGUGGUCUAUUGGUUGCAUAUUGGUUGAGCUAAUCAUUGGCGAGCCGCUUUUCAAGACUCAUGACAAUUUGGAACAUUUGGCAAUGAUUGAAAAGAUUGCUGGGUACAGGAUUGAUAAGGAGAUAGUGAAGUUGUCGAAGAUGAACGAAAAUGAGUGUGGACUUGAGUAUUUUACAAAUGAGUAUGUUGACCUUUCGGAGGAUGGCAGGCUACAUACCUCUGCUCAGGAUUUGCCAUCAAGAACAACGUCUAUAUCGUCUUCCUCUGAUGACGAGGAUGAUGACGAUGAGGCAGAGGUUGUGCGAAAUGUUGGUGCAGUGGGAAUUGAUAGUGAUCCAGACUUUGAUAUAACUCGUCGUCAUCGUCGUCGCAAUGUACACGACAUUGAAGAAUCGGACGAUUCUGAUGACGAUGUCAUCUUUGAUCAAGAGAGGACUGUUGCCAACUCUUUGAUUUUGAUGUUCCCAACCGCGUCAACACCACAAAAGUUUAUCAAUGCUGUGGAAGAGUUAUCUAGGAUUGAUUUGUUUAUCAGUUCGAGAAUUGGGUUAAGGAUAGAUUUCGACUACUCGUUGAACCAGAAUUACGAGGAGAACAAGCACUUAAUUAAUUUUGGAAAUUUUACAUUUUGGUGGUUCUUUAUCGAUUUGUUGAAGAAGUUAUUUGUCAUUAACCCAAGAAAUCGAAUUACAGCGUUGGAGGCUUUAAACCAUCCGUGGUUCAAUUUAGGUAUACAAGAUGAAGGUACGGUAUAG